GCCAAGAUAUAAAACUAGAUAAAAAGCUAAUACACUGUAUACUGCAUUAAUUCUGUAUACUCCAUGUGACAGUGUAGUCUACUUGGUAGUAAACAUGAGUGAGAACUAUUUGGUCUUGUUUCUACUGAGCACCUUGUUCUGUCUGUCAAGGCAAGACCAGUUGGUAUCAGACAAGUGCCUGUACUGUCUCUGUGUGGCCAACACCAACUGUAAUCUGGGUACAGGGUGCACGAAAGAUGAACCUCAAGUUUGUGGACCCCAAGCCAUUACCAAACUUUAUUGGAUAGAUUGCGGCGAACUUGAAGAUUCGUACGAAUCCUGCACGAAUAAUCUCUACUGCGCUAAUGAAUGCAUUGAAAAUUACAUGCAAAGAUACAAGAGGGAUUGUGACGGAAAUUCAGAGAUCAACUGUCUUGACUUCGCGGCCAUCCACAGGCUUGGACCUUCAGGGUGCCUUACCUCUUCUCUACCAGAAGAUUACAAGAACGCGUUGGUCAAUUGUCUGAAACCAUAAUUGUGCGAAACAGUUCCAAAACACUAUUUUCUGUUCUAUUACCAUUCCCCUUUUUGACUUCAAUUUUAAAUCGAUCUCACUGGCUAACACUGAACGCCAUUACCACUUCACCAACUCAUUUUGUUCUAUUCAAUUAAUAAUCAGUUCUUUAUACGUUUAAAACCAAAA
Messenger RNA from Homalodisca vitripennis (glassy-winged sharpshooter), 682 nucleotides. Its product is annotated as lysozyme-like. The transcript is spliced from 4 exons. The record is from RefSeq and is a predicted model, not a curated record. Bases 95 to 514 code for a protein of 139 amino acids. Gene Ontology annotation, molecular function: lysozyme activity. NCBI's taxonomy places the organism in Eukaryota, Metazoa, Arthropoda, Insecta, Hemiptera, Cicadellidae.